AUGGCACCAUCAAUCAAUGAUCUUGUUCUAUAUGGUCAAUAUGUCAAUAAGAUAGGAGGUAUUUUUUUAUGGUUUUUUGGUGUAUUUGGAUCUUUGGCAAUUAUAAUUAUUUUCUCAUCAAAAAAAGAACUUCGUCGUACUUCUUCUAGUCAAUAUAUUCUUGUUGCAGCCAUUUGUGAUUUCAUCUUUUUGGCUAUUGCACUUGGUUAUCGUAUUAUGACUGAUGGUUUUCAAGUUCAAGGAAAUAUUGCUUUAUUUUUCUUUAAUCCAGCUGUUUGUAGAAUUCGAAGUUAUAUUACUGGUGUAACUAAUUUCGCUACUUUAUAUACAAAAUGUCUUUGUACUAUUGAUCAAUGGGCAUCAACUUCUCGAUCGAAUAAAAUUCGUCGAUUUAGUUCUAUCAAAUGGGCACAAUUAUUUCUUAUCAUAAAUACAUUUAUAUGGGCACUUAUGCAAGUACCUCAAUUACUUUACAAUGAUAUCAGCACGAAUUCAUCUGGUGUUAUGUCUUGUGUUAGUACAUCAAAAGGUCUCACAUAUGCAUUUGCUUAUUUUCUUCUCCCAGUUCUCUAUUUCUUUAUACCAUUUAUUAUAUUAACCAUCUUUGGCUAUUUAACUUACAGUCAUGUUAAAAAAUUAGGUCAAAAUUCUUCGAAUCAAGGUCGUUUUCAACGUAUAGAACGGCAAUUAACUUCAUUGAUCAUCGCUCAAACAUUAGUCUGUAUGGUUACUUCAUUACCAUAUGGUGUACAAUAUCUGUAUACAGGAAUUACACUUACUCAAGUGAAAGAUCCUUAUCGUCUAGCUUUGGAAACAUUUAUUCAGCAUGUUGUUCGACUCAAUUUAUAUGCUAGUAGUGCUGCUCCAUUUUAUGUUUAUGUUUGUUUAUCGAAUGAAAUUCGACGAAUGGCUGUUGAAUUAAUAUUUUGAUCUGCUGGUUUAUGUUCUGACAACAGCACAAAUAACAGUACAUCAGUUUUUUUGAUUACAUUUGGCUCCAGUACAAAUAAUUAUUCUAAUAGCACACCUUCUAGUUUUAAUUUUACUACAAGCCAUAUACAAGUAAUUAAUACUGCAAUACAAGACGGAUAUUUUGGUUUCGUGAAUGCGGUUCCUAAUCACCAUAAAGUAUGGCAGAUUGGCAAAUUAGAUUAUGCAACGAACGAAAAAAAUGGAUACAUGUUUUUAGUUAAUGUAGCGAAGGAAAAGAAUACUGUAAUUUUCAAUUCUACUAUAAAUGAUCUUUGUAUUGGAUUACGUUAUGAAUUUUCUGCGUACUUAGCAAAUGUGGAUAUACCACCGACUGGCUCUCGACAGAAGCCAAAUGUCCGCUUUGAAGUUCGAGCUGCAACAUUUCAAGUUGGUAUACUAAAGAACUCAUCAACGGGUAAUAUACCUGCAGAAGACUAUAUGCCUUGGAGAAAGUAUGGCGUUACAUUUAUAGCAUCAAAUAAUUCAGUCGUUCUACUUAUUAUCUCAAAUGUUGCAAGCAGUAGCGCGGGCGGAAAUGAUUUAGCCAUUGAUAAUAUUGAAUUACGUGGUUGUUCAAAUAAUUAUUCUAGAUUGUGUCCAUCAGAAGAAACUACGACAUCACAACAUACGUCAUCAGCAGCAACAACAACAACAACUAUUGGGAUGGCUGAACAUUCGACAUCACAACAUAUAUCAUCAUCAUCGACAACAACAACAACGACAACAACAACUAUUGACAUGAAUGAGCCUACGAUAUCACAACAUAUAUCAUCAUCGAUAACAACAACAACAAUAACUACUAUUGACAUGGUAAAACCUUCGACAAAUACGUUGUCUACAUUCGUCUUCAACACUAAUGCUACAACUGCUGCACAAGAAAAAGAAACAACUUCAAUUAAACAAUCAGUGGGAAUACUUCAAACUACAAUAGUAACACAAGUUUUAACUGAAAACUCAGUAUCAAUUUUUGUUCCAAAAUCUUGCAAUGAUUCAUCUUAUAUUGGCGUUGAUUGUAAUAUCCUUAGUGGUCCAUGUGACAUGAUAAAACCAUGUGAGAAUAAUAGUACUUGUAUUAACAAUAAUACUGUAGUUCAUGGAUAUACAUGUUUAUGUUCAUCUGGUUUCAGUGGUAUACAAUGUGAAUUUGAUCAUCGACCUUGUAAAAUACAUACUUGUUUCAAUCAUGGUGUAUGUAAUGAAACAUCAGAUGCAUUAUUUCAUUGUAUAUGUAAUAAUGGAUGGCAAGGUGUUCAUUGUGAAUCAAUGACAAAUUAUUGUUUAAAUAUCACUUGUGAAAAUAGUGCUAUUUGCCGUCGGUUAUUACUUAACUAUACAUGUGAAUGUCUUAGUGAAAAUUAUUACGGUCGUCAUUGUGAAUUUAGUACGACGAAAAUUAUUAUUUAUAAAAUAGUUUCGAAGUCAUUCGCUUAUAUUGCUAUUAUUGCUAUGACAAUUGUUGCAAUGUUUAUUGUAAUAAUGGAUAUAUUAACGUAUUGCUUUGGUAUUGAUCUAACACGUGAAGAACGAGAAAGAUUUCGAAGAGAAAAACGAGGAAGAAAAUGGAAUCGUCCUGUUAAUCAAAAACUUAUAUAUGUUAAUGCACUACCAGAACCAUUAAAAGCACCAAUUCCAACUAUUGAAGACACAACAAUUUAG
Adineta steineri is the source of this 2628-nucleotide messenger RNA. The record is from the annotation of a GenBank genome assembly. Lineage: Eukaryota; Metazoa; Rotifera; Eurotatoria; Adinetida; Adinetidae.